This is a messenger RNA of Apiotrichum porosum, 729 nucleotides long. RefSeq lists its product as uncharacterized. NCBI's taxonomy places the organism in Eukaryota, Fungi, Basidiomycota, Tremellomycetes, Trichosporonales, Trichosporonaceae. Bases 1 to 729 code for a protein of 242 amino acids. The transcript has a single exon. The record is from RefSeq and is a predicted model, not a curated record.
AUGAGCACCCACCUCAUAACACAACUAGGACAAAUCUACCCGCCCUCCUUCCGUACGGUUGUCACUCGUACCGCGGGCUUCAUCUUGGUCCUGGGAUUCCCCAUCGUCGUGGUUGCGGCUUUCACCAACCAUGUACCGUUGUCCGACCUCUUGGGCUUCCUCGUCGCCUUUGCUGCAGUCAUCUGUGGCAUCUUUACUGUUGUAUGGGGCCUUCUGUGCGUGCUCGGUGGCGGCGGAUUAUUCUUCUCCACCGUGGCAGCGGUCAUGAUCACCACUGUCGGGUACGCCGUCCGCGAUGGUACCAGCACGACGGUCACCGACGCCGAUGGCCAAACCCAUAAACGCAGCUUUUCCCACUGGUGGAUUCUGCUUGCCAACACAGCUUUUAUGGUUAUUGUUGUCAUGUUUGCCACGCUAGGUUGGCUUCCCACCGCUCCCAGCGCCGAAACCAACCGCACCUACCCGACCGAGCCGGUGCUGCAAAACCUCGAAAGGAUGGACCAGACCGCCCUGAAGCAGCGUCGCCGCAACAUCGAAGCUGUCAUAACGACCAACCUCGCGGCGCUGGCGCAUCUAGAGACGGACAGCGCGUGUGACGGCCCGCUCGCCUCGGACAGCGACAUAGCCCUGCUCCGUAGCCUCGUGCGCAAGGACCUUGCCAACCUGCGGACUGUGGCCGACGUGUACUCAAAGCGGUUUGAGCAGGAUGUGCAACCGGAGAAGGUGUAG